This is a messenger RNA of Entamoeba dispar SAW760, 1341 nucleotides long. RefSeq lists its product as uncharacterized. The coding region runs from base 1 to 1341 and encodes 446 amino acids. Gene Ontology annotation, molecular function: toxic substance binding. The transcript is spliced from 4 exons. The record is from RefSeq and is a predicted model, not a curated record. NCBI's taxonomy places the organism in Eukaryota, Evosea, Mastigamoebida, Endamoebidae.
AUGAUUAUUAUUCCUUCAGUUAUUAUUGGGGCUAUUUUAAUUGGAAGUAUUCUUCAAUUAUUUGGUCCAAAAGGAUAUACAAUUAAAACAGAAUGUGCAUAUAAAUGUAAUGAUAAUUCAAUGAAUGAAUAUGAUAUUAAUAAAUGUCAAGGAAUUGAUCCAAAUUUAGGAGAGACAUUUUAUUUUAACUUUGAACGACUUGAUUCUAUGAAUAGAUAUACUAAAUUAUAUUUUACUCCAUAUCUUCAUAAAAACUAUAUUGAUAAUAAUCAUCCAUCAUUUUUAUAUCUUGAGAUUAAUACAAAUAUUAUAUUAAGUUAUAAUGAAAAAGGAAUAUGGAACUUUUGGGAAGGAGGAGAUUUUAAUACAAGUAUUAAAUGUUAUAAUGGAGGAAAUGGAGAAUGUGGAAUAGUUCAAUGGAUUAAUGAACCAUAUAUUAUGAAAAAUGAACAAAAAAUUGAAGUAACUAUUAAUGGUCCAAAAAAUACAUUUUCUAAUAUUUGUUUAACCCAAGUAUAUGGAAAUAAAUCAUAUUCAAUUAUGAGAAUUGUUUAUAAUAUCAUUUUAACAACAAUAUGUUCAGGAUAUAUUAUUUAUUAUUUUAUUUAUUUAAUUAUUAAAAGAAUUUAUCCAAGAGAUUUAGAUAAACAACAAUAUUUAAACAUAGGAUUAAUGAUUUUUGGACUUGUUUAUAAUGAUCCUCUUGACUUAUUAUCACUUGCUAUUUCAUCAGCAUUUUUCCCAAUAUUUCAUGGAAUAAUGAAUAUUUUAUUUCUUGGGUAUUUAGUCUUUUUCGUAAUAGCUUUCUUCCAAUCAUUAAGAAUUGAAGAAGGAAUUUUAUUAAAUAAAAAAGUUGAAUGGAUUGUUAUUGUUCUUACUACUUUAAUUAUGAUGUUUUCUUUCUCAUUUUCAGCAUCAAUUUAUUUAAAGGGAAUGACAGAUAAUCCAUUUGCUGUAAUGAAACCAACAACAACAAUUGCAUUACUUUUUUAUAUUAUUUCAGUGAUUAGUGCAACUGUGAUUUUUGUGUGGGUUGUUUUUAUCUUCUUUAUGUCCUAUAAAACAAUUAAAAGACAAGAAAAUAUAAGAAAGAGUCUUUAUUUCUGUUUAGGAUCAAUUCUUGUUAUUGGUCUUGAAUUUUUUAUGUUAUUAAUGAGUGACUAUUCUUCCUUUUUCAAUACAACAUUUACAUCUGAAAUUAUUAUUUUUGGUAUUAAUGGAUAUUUCUUUGCUAUGUUUUAUGGAUUUGUUCCUACUUUUGCAAACACUUUCAAUGAGGUUAUCAUCGGUCCUGAUAACCAAGAUGACACUACAAAACCAAUCCUUCUUGGUAUGAAAUAA